AGGUUAGAGAAGUUUCUCGGCUCCGAGCUCAGACAUUUAUUGCAGCUCCCACCCGGGAGCGGCCAGGAAAGUCGCACAUAAAGUGCAGGGGAGCGAGAGGGGAGAGGUAAUCUUUUUAAUCUCAGGAUAUUUGGGUUUAUAAAUUAUUUUUUUUCCCCUCUCCUGACGAGAAGUUUUAUUUUCCUCUCCCCGGUCCCUGGGAUCGCAGCCAGACAGGAAGCGUUUUCUCGCGGCCAGAGAGCUCCCUCCGUCCUUCCUCCGUGAUUCAGCUCUGAAUUGAUUUUCUCCGUCGUCCUUCACCUGGUGCCGGGGAAGGAGGGGACGAUCCCCGCGGUGCCCACCCACAGCCGCACGCCCGCAUCCCGCCCGGGGUGGAUGCGCCUCCUCCGGGACGGGCUCCCUGGGGAAGUUCACAGCCAGGAGUGGCCGCACAGAGGCUGAGGCUCCGUGGGGGAGACGCUCGGACCCCUCUGAAGGAAGCCAUGGCCGACAGCCAGAUGCCCUUCUCCUGCCAUUACCCCGGCAGGCGCAGCGUCCGCGACCCUUUCCGGGAGCCCGGCUUGACCUCGCGCCUGCUGGACGAUGAUUUCGGCAUGUCCCCCUUCCCCGGGGACCUGACGGCGGACUGGCCCGACUGGGCUCGGCCCCGGCUCACCACCACCUGGCCGGGUCCCCUGCGCGCUGGCAUGGCCCGCGCCUCCGCCAUGGCCCCCGGCUACGGCGCCCGCUUCGGCGGGUACCCCGAGAGCCGCAGCCCCGCGCCCUUUCCCCGCGAGCCCUGGAAGGUCUGCGUCAAUGUGCACAGCUUCAAACCCGAGGAGCUGACGGUCAAAACCAAGGAUGGCUACGUCGAGGUGUCAGGCAAACACGAGGAGCAGCAGGUGGAAGGAGGGAUCGUCUCCAAGAACUUCACCAAGAAAAUCCAGCUGCCCUACGAGGUGGACCCCAUCACGGUCUUCGCCUCCUUGUCGCCGGAGGGGCUGCUGAUCAUCGAGGCGCCCCAGAUCCCCCCCUACCAGCAGUACGGCGAGGGCGGCUGCGGCAGCGAGAUCCCCAUCGAGAGCCAGGAGGCCACCUGCGCCUGACCGGCCACCCACGUCCCUCCUGCGACCCGGCACCCCUCCUCCCCUCUCCCCUCUCCCCCUGGACCCCCCGCUCCCCUGCGGCGCGGUGUCCAGACAGCCUCCGGCAAGGGUGACGGGUGCCGCUCACAGGGACGGCAGCACCCGCCACCCUGCGGGGACACCAGCUGAGAGCCAGGUGCCAGGCCACCAGCCCUGAGGGCUUGUAGCGGCCUGAGGUGCCGGUAGAGAUUUUGUGCCCACGGGGCCGAGCAGAACGGAUGUCCUCAGCACGGCUAUUUUUUGCUCUGAGUCGCUCGGAUGGGAUAUUUAUCACAAUAGCCAAAAAGGGCCCUUUUUCCUCUAAAAUUGACAUGGAAUCCCAUAGCCCUGUGUCUUUUCCUCUUCCGUGGGUUGUUUUUUCUAAAAAACUACAUCUCUGCAAAAGAUGCGCGUCCGGCGGUGGGGCUUGACGGCACGGCCUCCGUCCUGAGAAACGCAAACCGUCCGUGUGUUUUGAACAUUGGUUUUUGGGUUGGUUGUUUUUUUUUCUUCUUUUUUUUUUUUUUCCAAAGAGAAUUUGUGCUUUUACUUGUCAGACCUGAGGAAUAAAACCCAGUCGAUGUUCUUA
Molecule: messenger RNA, 1692 nt
Organism: Chroicocephalus ridibundus (black-headed gull)
Lineage: Eukaryota; Metazoa; Chordata; Aves; Charadriiformes; Laridae
Gene: HSPB8
Product: heat shock protein family B (small) member 8
Exons: 3
Coding region: 483-1085 (200 amino acids)
Biological process (GO): cellular response to unfolded protein
Cellular component (GO): protein folding chaperone complex; cytoplasm; nucleus
Molecular function (GO): protein homodimerization activity
Source: RefSeq, a predicted model, not a curated record